GUCAUGUCGGGGAUGGAAAUGAAACUGUGGCACGAACGGUUUUACCAUUGUUCUCUCUCGCCAUCGUCUUUCAGACGCGAGUAUGUUCGCCGAUAGACUAUCUCUCCUAACCCAUUGAAGCCAAAUGGAGGAAUAGCGUCUUUGUAUUUAUCGAGGAACGGUUUGGAGAGCUUGAAGCUUUUGUGUGUUGUGGCCUGUUUGACGUGAGUGUCACUUGUCAUUGAAGAUAAGGAACGGCAAUGAAUAAAAGAAAUAGGUUGUCGUUGCCAAUGACAGAGCCUUGGAAAGUGAGUAGACACGAUCCUUUUGGAAUGAAUUGCUGAGAGAUUCAUGAAACGACGCUGCGGUAAAAUGCCAGUGACGCUCUUUUUGCUCACGUUUUCCGCUACUUACAGUACGUGUGACUGUCCGAGCCCAAGCGCUCAUUUUCUUGUCCUGCUUCUUCGGAAUGGCAACCAACAUGUUUAAACGUCCAUUGUUCCAAGCCCCACUCUCGCGUCUCUCUUGCUUUAAAGGUGAAGCUAUUCGAUAUUAUAGGCCGAUGGGGCUGACACCAGCAUACCGGCCCCUUGGCUAUUCGACUGUAGCGCGAACCACAUUCAUGCGCCCACCAACGAUAUCUGGGCUAGGAAAACGUCAUACUUUGGUGAAACUGGAUACUGUUGCUCAGCAAAACCAAUUGAGGCUGCUUUCCACGUCACCAAAGAAACUGUUCAAUACUCUUACUAAAUGGCAGCGAAGAGCGUCACUCAUCUCUGCGUUUGGUGGUGGUAUCUUAUUGACCAUCUUCAUUGGACCUAUUUUGUUGGUGACGGUGGGAGGAAUUGGCGCGGUGUUUUUAUGGCGAAACUGGCGGCAAAUUCGUGGAGUGCAAAAAGAAUUCAGCUCCGUGGCUGAUGGAAGAAUACCAAAUCCAUUGACCAACAUAGGCUCUAUGUUCGCAUCGGAUCAAUCGCAGCUAACGCCUGCGCUCCGGAAACAAGCCAUCGAACGAAUUAAGGAAGAGGUUGAGGCACCAUCUUCGGAAAUAUCAAGAUACAUGUCUACGAACGACUCAUUCAACAUCAGCUUCAGUGAUGUACAAGCGACGUCAUCUUCUCGUUCUUCCGCUACGAUCAACGGGCAGCAUGAGUCAAAGUCCUAUUUGGAUAUUGAAUUCACUUUCACUAGCGAUAAUGACAUGAAAGGCUUCGCCCGGGCUCGAGGAUCGAUCAGUGGAUCCCAAGUCAAUCUUGAAAAAACCUCUCUCUAUUGGCCACAAUGGGACCGUGAGAUGAUACUACCGGCGUCUCUUAACAGCCGAGAAAAACCACGCAUCAUAGAAGGCGAAUUUAAGGACGUGGAUUGAGACUCGUUAGCAUAGAGCAUUUGUAAAUUUUUUUGUUUUGGCUGUUUCUGUCAACACACUAUGGUAUAGAAAGGAGAAGAAAAUAAAAACAAUGUCUGUAUAGAGAAGAGUGGAGGAACUAAGUGUAAAGAAAAAGCUCUUGUUUCCUUUGGAAGAAAAAAAGUGCAACGUCCAUUAAAAGUGAGUAA
Messenger RNA from Umbelopsis ramanniana AG, 1536 nucleotides. RefSeq lists its product as uncharacterized. The coding region runs from base 449 to 1348 and encodes 299 amino acids. NCBI's taxonomy places the organism in Eukaryota, Fungi, Mucoromycota, Umbelopsidomycetes, Umbelopsidales, Umbelopsidaceae. The transcript has a single exon. The record is from RefSeq and is a predicted model, not a curated record.